Myotis davidii is the source of this 1130-nucleotide messenger RNA. Its product is annotated as leucine-rich repeat-containing protein 37A-like. The coding region runs from base 648 to 1130 and encodes 160 amino acids. The record is from RefSeq and is a predicted model, not a curated record. The transcript has 4 exons. NCBI's taxonomy places the organism in Eukaryota, Metazoa, Chordata, Mammalia, Chiroptera, Vespertilionidae.
UGUUCGGUUGUGAUGGUUGCUUAGGCUUUUAUAUAUAGAGAGAAGAUUCCACAGUGGUACACAACCUGGCAAGUCUCUUAACGUAUAUCCCGAGUGCCUGCCUAAAUCUUAAGCACAGAGCGAGGGUAGACAUAUUGUUUUUUCUGUAUAGAGCCAUCUGUUAUGGGGCUGGCAUAUGUGGAGGCAGGGCCCAAGUGAGGAAUCGGUGGGUUAGUGGAGAAGGGUGUGUCCAGAUGAGGACGUGUUCGCAGUGGGUGUUAAUCGUGGUCAUCUGUGAUGGUAGCAAGAACACAAGCAUCCUGAAGAGUGGAGAGAGGAAGCUUCAGGCCCUCUCUGCAUCUGAAGCAGGACAGGAUGGGGUGCAUGAAUGUGAGGAGUCACAGUAGAUCUGCAGAUCGUCUAACUGAGUGGGUCUUCCAGCCCUGACUUUUCUCCAGUAACGGGCAGUUGGCCCUGGGGGACCAAUGGAAUAAUCCUAAAUAUAGUCAACAUAUGUCAUGCUAUGGAAUGUUCUAAGUAACCACUUUUUAAAAAGAUGCAUUUUUUCCUUUUGUUGUGUCAAAAAUCAUAGGUUUAAGUUGGGGUUUAUUUUUCUCCUCUCUAAAUGGCACUCAAAUAUUUGCUGAUUCCCUAUAUAUUGGACUGGGAUGUAUGGUUGUGGACUGACAAAUAGCUGUCCCAUGAGUCUUUCAAUAUCAAAUGUGGUAUCUUUUUUGACAGAUGAACAAGUACUUACAGAGGGACCAUUCAUGAAAAUAUUAGAAGGCCGGAAGAAGUACAACAGCAGUGAGCUGACAAUUGAGCCAGAGAGGACAGCCCCAAAGAAAAAUAGCGAGAAUUUGUCAGCCUUCAUGAGCCUCCUGAUGAAAUUGCUUGAUGAGCAGCAGGAAGUAAAGGUUUCCAAGGAAGAGUUGGAAACAGAACAAUGGAAAAAUGAGAGGAUGGAAGCCCUGGGGGAACAGGAAGAGGAGGAGUCAAACGAGUUCAGAAAUGAAGUGCCAGGAUUUAAGAAGUACAACAACGUCAUCAUAGCAUCACCUGUGAUUGCAGUAGUAGCUUUUUAUUUUGUAGUUUUCUGUCUCAUUUUGAUUUGUCACCGUAAGGAGGCUUCAAAAGGAAGCUCAAGGUAA